Molecule: messenger RNA, 1623 nt
Organism: Osmia lignaria (orchard mason bee)
Lineage: Eukaryota; Metazoa; Arthropoda; Insecta; Hymenoptera; Megachilidae
Source: RefSeq, a predicted model, not a curated record
AAUAAUCUCUUUCGCCUUUCCUUCUUUCCAUUUACCUUCUUACAAUUAUUUCUACGCAUCGCUCUUCUCUAAAAGAAGUACCUCUGUUUCGAAUCGCUCUCGAGGGACUAUCAUAUGUUUCGAAACGGUCGUCGAAAUUAGAAGAUGUUUAUUUUUUAAAUUCCAUCGAGUUUAAAGUAAACGAUCUUGCUUGGCUGACGCGAUGCUUUUUACCGACGUAUCACCGUCCCACCACGUUCCUCGACAUCGUAUUGUUGGCAUCGACGUCGGCAUCUCUCUCCGUACCGAAUGAAUCCAUAAUUAUCGAGAAACAAUCGAAAUAGCAUAUGUGACUGGCGACGACGUUGGCAGUAAGAUUGCCAGCCGCUAUUACGAGCCAUCAGGAUAUUCGUCGUGCGACCAACCAGUUGAUCGUUAAUCGUCCAACAGUGAUGUUUUAAAGAAAACUCGAUUUCGAGAUACACGUACGAUCUGUAAUGACAAUUUACCACGACCGAACUACCGUUUCCUCCGGUGUGCCUCGGCCAUCGACUUCGAUCUUGAAGGUACUAACGAGAUGAUUUGGCAACGAUUCAGCAGAUUUUUCGUACGAUUUUAUCAGCGGAUCGAUCGAGCGGAAAUCUUUUUCCUCGAGAUGAACAACAUAUCUACGAUAACGAAUCAAAUUAUAUUUCUAAUGCUGGCCGAUCGUAUUUUCAUGCCAGAACAUAAACUGACGUGCCUUUACACGUUGAUGUUUUACAACGUAAUCGCUUACUGUAUCAGCUACGUUAAGGAAUUAAUCGAAAAGGAAGAUUGGUCGCCGUACGUGACUCUCACCGAAAGAUCCAAAAUUAGGCAUUUAGCUAUGUCCGCGACGAAAAUAGUACUCGAAUGGACGAAAGCCGUCACCUUUGUCGUAACCCUUACAUUUCUGCUUCUCGUUUUUGCUUUGGAACAGGGUCUUCAACAUUACAAACCAACAACGGUUUACACGGUAAUCACGUGGAUCUAUUAUGCGACAACGGAAAAGAUUUUUGUUGAAAUGUUUCCAUCGAUUUUGAAAUUUCUUCGGCUGGAUGUUUUCGAAAACCUCGAAGAACUUUAUGCUCCGGUGAUAUUAGGAUCAUUUACCAUUGCCACCUCGAUUAUAUUCGUUCUGAUACUCGUACCGAAUACAUCUUGGAACAUUUUAUUGAUUGCCAUCUAUAUCAAUGUUUAUUUAAGAACGAAGGAUUUCGCGCGAAAAUCCGGUGCCGCGUUAAAACGCGAGUGGCAGAUGUUGAACCGGUAUAGAAAGGCAACGCUUCAAGAAAUUCAACGAUUCGAUGAUGUUUGCGCUGUAUGCCUUUGCAAUAUGACCAAAGCAAGAAUAACACCUUGUUCUCAUCUUUUCCAUGCCGACUGUUUACGUCGAUGUUUGAAAACCGGCGACACUUGUCCUAUAUGUAAAAGACAAUUAAAAUGUGAUACAUCCUAAAUAAAUAUGAAAAAGAACGAGUAAUCGAUUAUUUGCAGGCUGACAACCAUGGGAUAUGAUGAUCAUUGUUAAACUUUUUAAUAUAGAUAUCUUUAUUCGAGUCGUUAUACAAAUUGAACAUUGGUGAAAAGUAAACUUGUUACAUUCGCAUCUGUUUGAAAUCA